AUGGAUGUUGAUGUGCUUGAAGAGUUUGCCAAUAGGCAGCUGUAUGUGAGAGGGUUUUUCCAUGACGUUAAGAACACUACUAGAAGUUUCAAAUCAUGGGAUAAAUGUAUGGACGAUAAGCCAUGUAAGAUCAUUGCGAUUGUGGGUAUUGUUCUAGCAGCAAUUUUCGGGAUGUAUUUAGUCGGUGGUUUACUAUAUUUCUUGAGAUCGGGUGUGACAAAUAUCUCAGAGUUUAUAUGUUGGUGUUGCUUCUGUAAGAACAGAAGUGGUGGAGCUGCACCAGGGAAUGAUGGCUACCGGGGACAGCCUCCAGCCCCUCCAAUGGUUGUUUACCAGCCUAUCCGUGAUCCAGAUCCAGGCUAUGGUGGUUAUGAUGGCUACAGAGGAGGGCCAGACGUUCGUAGAGGCAGAGGGAAUAAAGGAUACUAUGACGAAAGAUUAUCUAGAUCUUCUGAUUUGGAUGUGGCAGAAAGUUACGAUCUAGAAGCUCAGAAAGAUCCAUUUAACAAGAAGGGAAACUAUAGGCAGAGUGAGGACACAAUACCGAUGCAGAGUUAUCACCCUAAUCUAGCAUCGCCUAACCAGUACCAAGAGCCUUCUCCAUCACAUUCGCCGGUCAGAGGUAAUACAGGAAGCACGUAUUUCCAGCCUUCUACGAAUUACUAUGUUCCCAAGUCCAAUUCGCAUGGAGCAGAUAAUGGGAACGUAUUUUAUGAAAAUACUGCGUACCAACCUGAUAGAACAAUGUCCACUGCAACUGCAAAUGCAAAUGCAAAUCCUCCACCCGCUGGAGGAUAUCAAAAUUUCACCUCUAGGGCUCCGUUCCCUCAGGAUGAUGAUAGAGACACACCGGGAUUCAAUCGUUAUGGCGGUUAUUGA
Kluyveromyces marxianus DMKU3-1042 is the source of this 879-nucleotide messenger RNA. RefSeq names its product Pin2p (gene PIN2). NCBI's taxonomy places the organism in Eukaryota, Fungi, Ascomycota, Saccharomycetes, Saccharomycetales, Saccharomycetaceae. The record is from RefSeq and is a predicted model, not a curated record. Gene Ontology annotation, cellular component: plasma membrane; cellular bud neck. The transcript has a single exon. Bases 1 to 879 code for a protein of 292 amino acids.